AUGCUUCCCUUGGUGAAGCUGAGCGUGGUCCUGCUGGCGGUGCCCGCGCUCUCCAAGCAACCAUCAGCGCCCGAGCCAUUUGCCGCUCCGUUGCGAGAAUUGGAAUUCGGACAGCUCAAUUUCCUACACACAACAGACACACAUGGAUGGCACGCCGGUCACCUCCUAGAACCGUCUUUCGGGGCCGACUGGGGCGAUUACGUUGACUUUGCUUCUCGAUUAAGAGAGACGCUCGAGGCGCAGGGGAAAGACCUGCUGAUCGUCGACACUGGCGAUCGUGUCGAGGGCAAUGGCCUGUACGACGCAUCGGAGCCCAAGGGCCUCUUCACCUUUGACAUCUUCCGGGAACAGCACAUGGACAUCAUUUGCUCUGGGAACCAUGAGCUGUACAAGCAGAAUUCGUCCGAGAAUGAAUAUCUGAUCACAGUCCCCGCGUACACGGGCAGCUAUCUGGCAUCGAAUCUCGACAUUCGGGAUCCGACCACGGGCGAGCUGGUGCCACUAGCUCCCAGGGCGAAAAAAUUCGUCACCAAAAACCAAGGUAUCCGCAUCAUGGCCUUCGGCUUUCUCUACAAUUUUGAUCGGAACGCCAACAACACCGUGGUCCAGCGCGUGGAGCACGCGAUCCAGGAACCGUGGUUUCAGGCCGCGAUCCGCGACCGCGAAGUCGACCUCUUUGUCGUGAUCGGCCAUUCCGCCGUGCGCUCGGCAGAAUUCGACAUGAUCUUCAGGGCCAUCCGCGCCGCGCAGCCGGAUACGCCCAUCCAAUUCUUCGGCGGGCACUACCACAUCCGGGACUACCGCAAGUUUGACAGCAAAUCGUACGGACUGGCGAGUGGGCGCUUCAUGGAGACGCUUGGGUUUCAGUCCAUCAGCGGGCUGUCAACGAACACCAGCAGCCCAGCGCCGACUCCGACCUUCUUCAGGAGGUACAUCGACAACAACCUCUACUCACUCUAUCACCAUUCGGGCCACAACGCAUCGACGUUCCACUCCAACCGCGGCCGCAACAUCACACAAGCGAUAUCGGAAGCGCGCGCGGCGCUGGACUUGGACCAGACCUUCGGCUGCGCGCCACGUGAUCUGUGGAUGGCCCGGGCACCCUACCCCAGCAAAGACAGCAUCUUUUCCUGGUUAGAAGAGGAUGUCUUUCCCGGCAUCGUCAACGACACAACCCGCAGUGAUCGACCGAGACUGGUCAUUUCGAACACGGGAGCCAUUCGCUUCGACAUCUUCCAGGGCGCCUUCACCAAGGACUCCACGUACAUCGUGUGCCCGUUCACGAGCGGAUUCCACUACCUCAAGGACGUGCCGUACGAGAAGGCCAAGCAUCUGAUCAACAUCCUCAACCGCGGAGGCGAGAUCUUUGAGAACGUCGACCCGUCGUACGCCAUGUGGAAACUGGGUCCUCCGGAACAGAUGGGCGUGACAGAAGAUGUGAUUGCCACUCCGCCACACGACGUUCCUUCGUCUCAGAUUGCCAUGGCCAGCGACGUUCGCUUGACGCCGGGGUACACCACGCACGAUGACGCAGGUGACGACGGCGACGAUACGAUCCACUCGCCGAUUUCGUUCUAUCGGGUGCCGAACUGUAUCCAAUCCACGAUCAAUCCGAGCCAGGUCGCUCUUGAUGGUGAAGAUGUUGUCGUGGACGUGGUCUUCAACGAGUUUAUCCAGCCUUGGGUCUUGCUGGCCUUGAGAUUCCUCGGUCUGGACUACGCGGAUGAGGAUGUCGACAAAUAUAUGCCUGAAGAGAACCUGACGACCCUGAUAGCGAAGUGGGUGAGUGAGAAUUGGACGGACAACUGCAAGGAUUGA
This is a messenger RNA of Cladophialophora carrionii CBS 160.54, 1818 nucleotides long. RefSeq lists its product as uncharacterized. Gene Ontology annotation, molecular function: hydrolase activity. Gene Ontology annotation, biological process: nucleotide catabolic process. The transcript has a single exon. Bases 1 to 1818 code for a protein of 605 amino acids. Gene Ontology annotation, cellular component: cytosol. NCBI's taxonomy places the organism in Eukaryota, Fungi, Ascomycota, Eurotiomycetes, Chaetothyriales, Herpotrichiellaceae. The record is from RefSeq and is a predicted model, not a curated record.